Molecule: messenger RNA, 8374 nt
Organism: Mytilus californianus (California mussel)
Lineage: Eukaryota; Metazoa; Mollusca; Bivalvia; Mytilida; Mytilidae
Exons: 50
Coding region: 22-8328 (2768 amino acids)
Molecular function (GO): carbohydrate binding
Source: RefSeq, a predicted model, not a curated record
GCGUGCAUCAAUAAAAGCAACAUGCUUUUACGGUGGAAUCUGCUCAUUUGGCUAGUUGUUCUGUAUACAGUAACAUCACCCCUUUUCACCGAUGCCAAGAAAUUGCGUAAAAAGGACCGCCGGGUCUCGGGAAACGUAAAGCAGACACAGGAAAGGGAGAAGGAGAAACCUGGUGACAACGGUCGAUUACAACAAAGAAAAAAACAGAAGAACGCCGCAGAAAAUGAAAUCCAGUCAAAACCAAGUCGAGGUGAUGAUAGAGGAACAAAGAAAAAUAGAAAAAAUCUAAAGAAUAAAAAUAAAAAGAAACAAAAUGAAAUAGAAUUUCAGUCAAAACAAAGUCAAAGUGUUGAUAGAGGAACAAAGAAAAAUAGACAAAAUCAAAAGAAUAUAAACAAAAAGAAAAAAGCUGAAAUAAGACAAAAUGGAAAGAAUAAAAAUAAAAAGAACCAAGCUGAAAUAAACAAGAAACGCGGGAAUAAAAUCAGAAAGAACCAAGAUGUUAGAGAAUUCCAGUCAAAACCAAGUCGAGGUGAAGAUAAAGGAAAAAAGAAAAACGAAAAGAAGGGAAGAAACAAACAAAAAGAAGGAAAGUCUCAAAAAAGACAAAAAAAUCAGAAAGGAAACAAAAGAAAUAAAGGCCGACGUAAAAUUAUCUGUAGCGGCAAAAAAGCUAUUGUACGGUGUAGAGGCAAAAGGCGAAUUAAAAUCUUAAAAGCAUUUUAUGGUCGAUCUGAUGAAAAGAUCUGCAAAGAUAAAAGAAGUCAAACAACAGGUUGUUCAGCUGAAAAUGCAUUGUCGAUUGUUCAGAAGAAAUGCAAUGGAGUCAAAAGGUGUAAACUGCAAGCAAAAGAAAACACUUUUGGUGAUCCCUGUCCACAAACCUCUAAAUAUCUAGCUGUCGAAUAUGCAUGUGUUGGACGAGAUAGAAAAGAUAAAAAAAGAAAAUUACGAAAAUUAAGGAGAGCCAGGAAAGCAAAGAAAAAGCAAAGUGGUUCAGGUUGUCGAUGUACUGCAUCUGGAGAUGUUCAUUAUUAUCAGCAUAGCGAAACCAAGGUUGAUAUCCAGGGAAUAUGUAAAUACACUUUGUCGAGGUCUUCAGAAGCUUUUCCAUAUUCUCAAUGUUCAUGGAAUAUUGAAGUAAAAAAUGAACGUAGAGGAUCAAAAACGACUGUUUCCUACACAAAACUGGCGGAUAUUUAUAUAUGCGGUACAAAGAUUGCAGCAAUGCAAGGUGGUGCUGUUAGGGUUGAUGACUUCGAAGUAUCAACUUUAUCACAUGACGUCGAAAAUUGUGGAAUAACCAUUCGAAAGGAAACUGGUGAGCUAGAGGUAUACUCAAGUGAAUGUGACAUAACUGUUUUAUGGGAUGGAAGGUCAAAAUUGGUAGUCGAUAUUCCUAAGAACUAUUCACAAUACGGAGAGGGCAUAUGUGGUGAUUGUACUGACAGAAAUCAAUUUAUUCUCAGUGACGAAACUGAUAUCUCUAAUUUACCAAAAAGAGAGAGAGAUGCACGUUGGGGGAAGGAAUGGGAAGUGAUUGAUGAUACCGAAGAAGAACUUACAGGGUGCCCUGCGUCUGCACCAAUACCAGAAUGUACUGCAGAACAGAAGGCAUUGUUAGAAAAAGAUGAAUAUUGUGGAAUGUUGAAUCCAAAAAGAACUGCUGGAGGAGAGUCACCAUUUGCUGAUUGUAUUAGAAAGGAUGUGAAAAUGGCAAAUGAACUGUAUGAAGCAUGUGUAAUAGAUGUUUGUAUGUUCCUAAAUGUUCCGUAUAAAAAGGAAGCAUUAUGUCUUGCCUUAGAUGCAAUGGCACAGAAUUGUAGGAAGAAUAACUAUGAUUAUAAAGAGUGGAGACAAAUAAGCUCUUGCGAAUUGAAAUGUAAAGAAAACUCACGUUAUAAGUUCAGCUCAUCUUGUCCAGCAACAUGUGAUAACAAAAACCCUACUGAUGAAGAUUGUGAUUUACCAGCUCUGGAAGGCUGUGUGUGUGACGAAGGUUUUUAUCUAGAUGACAACGAAUGUGUUGAGGAAAGUAAAUGUGGAUGUAUUGCUGCUGAUAAUGAGUAUUAUAAGAUUAAUGCUAUAAGACGUGAAAACGACUGUACACUAGAAGAGAAGUGUGUGCCUGGUGGUGAGAUGGUAGAAGUUUGGAAAAAUGAUGGGUGCCAUCAAAAUGGAUGGUGUGUUGUGAAAAAUGGCAAUUAUGAAUGUGAAUGCAAAUCUAAUUAUCGUGGAGAUGGACGUGAAAAGUGUGAUGAAAUUCCAGCAUCUUGUAUAAAGAAUGAGAAAGUUUUUGUUAAGUCACGACGUUGUAAACGCCAUAGAAAAAACAAAAAGAUUAUGGUAUGUAAAAUUCAGAGUGCUGAUAAAAUUAUAAAUGUUGACUUGGAUCCAUCUUUCAAAAAUAAAAGAUCCAAAAAAGGUAGAGUUAACAAGAAGCAAGAAAAGAACAAAAGAAGAAAGCAAAAAGCAGAAAAGAAACGUCAACAGAAGAAAAGAAAAAGAAAUCGUCGUAACAAGUGUAGAUUCAUCAGACAAAGAGGAAACAAGUUUAUCAUUAGAGGAAACUGUAGAAGGGCAAUAUUUCAAGUCACAUAUUUAUCAAAAGGCAGAAACUGUGCAAAUGAUUGUGGGGAAAAUGCCAUUUUUAAAAAUGGUAAAUGUAAAUGCCCAAGGGGAUACACUGGUGAUCCUAGGAAAAGGUGCUCAGAACUAUGUACUUGUAUAUCAUCUGGAGAUCCUCACACCAGGACAUAUGACUCUGCCGUUGUACAUCACAUGGGUGUAUGUAAAUAUAUUUUGUCGGCCCUUAAAGAUACGAAAAAUUCGUGUGCCUUCACAGUUGAAACAACAACAGAAAAACGUAACGAAAGGCCUGUCGCAUAUAACAAGAGAGUAGAUUUCACAAUUGGUGAUGGUGUAUACAGUAUUCUAAAGAGUGGUGAAGUUAUGAUUGAUGGAAAAUCAGUAAGUGGACCUCAAAACUUUGAAGAAGAGAAUAUAGAAAUUACAAGAGAAGCAAGAUCUAUUCAUAUUCGACACACAAAAUGCCAAAUUGAUGUCAGUUUUGAUGGUAGACAUAAAGUAAUGGUUCAAGCUCCCUAUAGUGCAUAUAGUGGUCAGUUCACUGGAUUAUGUGGUAACUGCAACAGAGAUAAAGAGGAUGACUAUUAUGACCGUGAUGGAAAUCUUAACAAAAAACGUGAACUGCAUUAUCAUAUAGGAAAAAGUUGGGAGUCACCAGGUCAAAGUUGUCCAAAUGAAACUCCUCUUGUCCAGUGUACUGACAAAGCGACAAUAGAGGCCAAGAAAAGAAACAGGUGUGGACUACUUGAUUCACAAAAAGACUUAUUCAAAAUUGCUUUUAAAGAGGGACUUGACCUGUCGGGAUAUUAUGAAAGCUGUGUUUUUGAUGUUUGCGAAAAUCCCGACACAGCUUUACACUGUCCAAUAUUGGAGGAAGCCGUUUUCUUUGGUAGCCAGAAUGGAAUAAGAAUUGAUCUGACGGAAUGGAGAGAUGUUACUAAUUGUCCGUUGAAAUGUGCUGAAACAUUUGUGAAAUCUGACAGUGUAACCUGUAUUCCAAGUUGUAUGGAUACAGAAGCAGAUAAGAGUUCCGACUGUACGACAGCUCCAUUUAGAGGUUGCACAUGUGAGUCUGGAAAAGUUGAUAAAGGUGACCGCUGUGUUCAGGAAAGUGAAUGUGUUGAAACCUGUUCUGUGAUGGAUGGUAAAAGAAUAAUUAUGAUCAAUGUGGGCGAAACAUUCCCAAUGAAUUCUGAAUGUGGCUCUUUCUCUAGUUGUAUAGAUGUCGAAGGCACACCUACCACUAAAGAAACUGUGGAUUCUAAAUGCCCUGGAGAGAAUAAGCAGUGUGGAACCAUUGAUGGUUCAAGAGUUUGCGAGUGUGCAGAAGGAUAUGAACGAGAUACUGACAUUCCUCUUAACUGUAAAAAAAAACCUGCAGCCUCACCAACAGAGGAAGAAGUGCCAAGUAUUGAUGGUGGUUGGACUGAGUAUGGAGAAUGGUCACCUUGCACAAAAAGUUGUGGUCCUGGAGAACGAGUCAGAACUAAAACCUGCACUAACCCUGCUCCAGCUAAUGGUGGUAAAAUGUGUGAAGGGAGAUCUCGAGAGACUGAAUCUUGUUAUAAAGACGAAUGUCCAGUUGAUGGUGGGUGGACUGAGUAUGGAGAAUGGUCACCUUGCACAAAAAGUUGUGGUACUGGAGAACGAUCCAGAACUAGAACCUGCACUAGCCCUUCUCCAGCUUAUGGUGGUAAAACGUGUGAUGGGAAAUCUCAAGAGACCGAAUCCUGUAAUACAGACGAAUGUCCAGUUGAUGGUGGUUGGACUGAGUAUGGAGAAUGGUCACCUUGCACAAAAAGUUGUGGUCCUGGAGAACGAGUCAGAACUAGAACCUGCACUAGCCCUACUCCAGCUAAUGGUGGUAAAAAGUGUGAUGGGAGAUCUCAAGAAACCGAAUCUUGUUAUAGAGACGAAUGUCCAGUUGAUGGUGGUUGGACUGAUUAUGGAGAAUGGUCACCUUGCACAAAAAGUUGUGGUACAGGAGAACGAUUCAGAACUAGAACCUGCACGAGCCCUGCUCCAGCUUAUGGUGGUAAAAAGUGUGAUGGGGGAUCUCAAGAGAAGGAAUCCUGCAAUACAGUUGAAUGUCCAGUAACCUUAUCAGCACCAAUAGAACCAGAAAUACCAGAUUUUGAACCUAAUUUCCCAUGGACACCGGGAAAAACACCAGAGUCUAAUGAACUUCUUAUAUGUUCUGUUCUUGCCAAAAACAGUGCGAGUUUAUUUGAUGAAUCUUAUACAACCAUUGGUAAUCCUAAAGAAGCAUGUAGCUACAAAGCGCCAUUGACUAAAUAUUUUGAUUCUUAUGAUGUAUGCAGUUUUGAUGUAUCAGUUAGCAUGGGAAUUGCAACAAAUCCGAAAAUGCGUUAUUUGAAAUUCUCCACACCCGAGGAAGUUGUUGUUAAUAUAAGGAAUUACAAAAUCGUUAUGGGACAGGAUAAAAGUGUAAAGGUGAAUGGUAAGAACAUCAAGCUACCAUAUACAGAUGAUAAAGGGUAUCUUUUCAUAACUUAUAUUGGAGGAAGAUUACAGUUUUCGCAUAUAUGUGGUUUGAUUGUAAUGUUUAAUAGACAUGCUGUAGAUGUUUUGGUCCCUAAAACAUACGGGGAAACUCUGGAUGAAACUGCUAUUUGUGGAAGCAGUAAAAAACAUACGGAAUUUGUACCAAAGACCACUGAGUGCGUUGGGGUUGUAAACUGUAGGUUACCACCCUUUGUCAGAUGUCAAGAUUUCCCUGAUAGGAAAGAAGGUCCAUUUACAAAAUGUAGUCAGUAUAUAACAACAAACGCCAAACAGCAUUGUGGAGAAGUGUCUUGUGGGUUACCUAGUAUAACAUGUGAUUUGUCACAUUCUUAUAUGACCCGUUGUGCAAUUCGCAUGCAGGAUAAACCAUUCACAUAUUGGAGUACUACAGAUUAUACAGCUACAUGUCCUAAGCCUACAUGUGAACCUGCACAACAUAAGACGUUUAAAGACAGUACUACUGCCUGUCCUGCAACUCUUGCUGACCCAAAUGCUCCGAAAACAUGUGUGCUUCCUAAUGUCAGUAUAUGCGCAUGUGAUGAUGGGUAUGCAUGGGAGGAUAAUGAUUUUGAUAAUGGGAAAUGUGUUCCAGUUGGUCCUCAACCUCUAUCUGCACCAGAACCAGAAACACAGCCUCCAAUGCCACCACCACCCACACCUCAAGUACAGCCUACACGACCACCAGGACCUCCAGUAUUGACUCCACCAUCACCCACACCUCAAGUACAGCCUACACGACCACCAGGACCUCCAGUAUUGACUCCACCAUCACCCACACCUCAAUUACAGACUACACGACCACCAGGACCUCCAGUAUUGACUCCACCAUCACCCACACCUCAAGUACAGCCUACACGACCACCAGGACCUCCAGUAUUGACUCCACCAGCACCCACACCUCAAGAACAGCCUACACCAGUACCCGAACCCCAAGAAUUUCCAGUACCACGACCAGUGAAUGGAGGUUGGUCUGAGUAUGGUUUAUGGGGGAAAUGUUCUAAAACUUGUGGAGGUGGAAUGCAGUCAAGAACUAGAAUCUGUAAUAAUCCAGCUCCAUCUGAAGGUGGUAAGGUUUGUGAAGGUAGUGACGAGGAGACUCAGCCUUGUAGGACAGACAAAUGUCCAGGAGAUUGUAGUUCAACCAGUGAGUGUCAUGCAGAUGGUGUCUGUGAUAAUGGGAGAUGUAAAUGUAAAGAAAACUUUAGAGGAAAUGGUUAUAGUGCUUGCAAACAAAUCUGUUUUGACUCUAAAUGUGCCAGGUUCGCUUCGUGUAAAAAUGGCAAGUGUCGGUGUAAUAGGGGUUAUGUAGGCAGAGGCCAAAGGAAAUGUAAAUUGAAAUGUGGAAAAAGAAAAUGUCAUGCUGAAGCUAAAUGCCAAAAAAAGAAGUGUGUUUGUAACAGUGAAUUUCCUUAUGGCAAUGGAAUCAACAGGUGUUCAGAAACAUGUAAAGGAAAGAAAUGUGUUAAAGAUGCUGUAUGUCCUAGAAAUAAAUGUGUUUGCAAGAAAGGAUACUAUGGAAUUAGAGAUAAAAGUGGAGAGCUUACUGAAUGUAGAAAGUUAUGUAGAAGGAAGAAAUGUGACCGUGAUGCAACAUGUAAAGGCAGGGGAUGGAAUAAAGAUUGUGUGUGUAAUUCUGGCUUUAUUGGAAAUGGAAAAUCAUGUCAAGAAAAAUGCACCUGUGCCGCUUUUGGAGAUCCAACCAUUCUUAGAUACAGCUAUUCUGCACUUUCUUUUGCUGGAGAGUGUAAAUACACUUUGUCAAAAUUACUGCUUCCAAGGAACCGUUGCAUGUUUAAUGUUGAAGUAAAUUAUGACAAAGGCAAUAAAAAAUCUGAAAGCGCAUCUAGUGUUAGCUUUGUUGAACUUAACAUGUAUGGAAUAUCUGUGCAACUUGGACCAAAAUUGGAAGUCAGAGUGGACCGUGAAUUAGUUUCUCUUCCAUACCGCACGAAAAACAGAUCUUUAUUUAUUCGAUACAUGGGCUUAAAUGUUCUUGUUGAAACAAAAUGCUCCGUUGAAUUACAAUGGAAUGAAGCAGGAAUGGUUAUCUUAUCCGUACCCAAAAAAUUGGGUAACCGAGUGGAAGGUCUUUGUGGACAAUGUAAUGGAAAGAAAAACGAAUGGCUACUCAAAGACAAGACCGACGUUUCCAAAGAUAGUUUGAAGUUUUCAAAAAUUGGGGAUAGUUUUGCUGUAGCAACAGGAUCAGAAAGUUGCAAAACAAGUGAAACUCCAACAUGUAAAGUAAAAGAUCGUGUAUUGAAGAGAACAUGUGGUUUUUUCAAAAAGCGAUCAUUCAAGAAAUGUGCAUCCGCAAAUAAAGAACUUGUUGAAAUACUCAUGGCAGCAUGUCGUCGGGAUUAUUGUGCUAAUUACAAAGACAAACCCGUGAUGAAGGAAGUUAGCUGUAGAAGUGAACAUGGAUUCUAUACAAUGUGUCAUUACUAUGGAUUUGGUGGAAUAAGAUGGAGAAGUGGAAAGUGCAAAAAGAAGAAAUGUGACCGGAAAACGGAGAGAUGGGCUGUGAGAGCAACGGCCUGUCCAAAUAACUGUGUACAACGGAAUAUAGCAAGGAAAUGUUUCCGCCCAAAAAUUGAAGAUUGUGUCUGCAGAAAUGGACAUAUACGUAGUGGCGAUAAAUGUGUAAAGCUUUUGAAAAAGAAAAAGAGAUUUUCAAAUUGCGGAUGUGAAAAGAAUGGAAGAUAUAUUAAGAGUGGUGAACUGUUGAGAUCAAAAGAUUGUAGGACAGAAUUCACCUGUAAACCUGGCAACAAGAGAGGUUCACUUAAAAAAACCAAAAGUAAUGUAAAGUGUCACAGAGAAGGGUAUUGUGGUAUAUAUGCAGGAGAAAGAUCAUGUGUCUGUCUGCCUAGUUUCCUAGGAAAUGGAAUAGACUCUUGCACUCCUGCACGUAACUGUGACUUCAAGGAGGACACGGAAAAUUGUGUUAAUACAAUCAGAAUGAAAGGGGAAUGUUUCUACAGAUCUAUACACAACAACCAGUGUAAAUAUCAUGUUAUGAUGGGUAAAAACAACUUUAAUGAAGACAUCACUAUUGCGUCCUUCAAAACUGAAAGAGGAUUAUUGAAGAAGCAGUUGAAAAAAGGGGAUAAGUUCAAUAACUGUGCAAAAGUGUCAUUGAAUAAAAAUGGAUAUGUCACUAUUGUGGAGAAGAUAUGCGAGUGCCCUAAAGAUCAUCCAUUGAAUAGUUAGAAACUUAGUUAAUUGUAUUUUCUUUGAUUAAAAUUGCAGAUUAUAA